CCUUGGAAGCCAAGCCCCUUUGUAAUCUACAUAAGCUCCACUCCCCAGGGAUCCAGUGACUGCAGAAACUGGCCUUCCACUUGCGCUUGCCUGGAAUCCAAGCUAGAGUCCCAGGCUCCUCCAGGGGACUGAGGCCAUCAUGGCUCAGGAGAAAUCCCUCAUCCUGUUCUCACUGCUUGUCCUGGUGCUACUAGUGCUGGGGUGGGUCCAGCCUUCCCUGGGCAAGGAAUCACGGGCCAUGAAGUUCCAGCGGCAACACAUGGACCCAGACGGCUACCCCAGCAACAACUCCAACUACUGCAACCAAAUGAUGAGGCGCCAGCAUAUGACAGAGGGACGGUGCAAGCCAGUGAACACCUUCGUGCACGAGCCUCUCGUAGAUGUGCAGGCCAUUUGCCUCCAGGGAAACAUCACCUGCAAGAAUGGGCAGCCCAACUGCCACAAGAGCAGCUCCAGCAUGAACAUCACAGACUGUCAUGAGACGAGUGACUCCAAGUACCCCAACUGUGCCUACCGCACCAGCCAGAAAGAGAGGCACAUCAUCGUGGCCUAUGAGGUUAACCCGUACGUGCCCGUCCACUUUGAUGCUUCAGUAGAGGUCUCCACCGGAGACCGGAGCAGUGAGAUGCCCCACGAGUCAUCUGUCUCUCCCUCAUCCUUGCUACCACUGAGGGAAAUGACUCAAGGUAGGGCUGCUAUGCAACACAAAAGGGUUUCCCUGGCCUGAGACUUGUGCCUGCGUGGUUUGGGGGAUGAGAAGUGGGUUGUGAAGUGGGUCCCAUGUGAACCACUUUACUGCUUC
Messenger RNA from Myotis daubentonii (Daubenton's bat), 802 nucleotides. RefSeq names its product ribonuclease pancreatic-like. NCBI's taxonomy places the organism in Eukaryota, Metazoa, Chordata, Mammalia, Chiroptera, Vespertilionidae. Gene Ontology annotation, molecular function: RNA nuclease activity; nucleic acid binding. Gene Ontology annotation, biological process: defense response to Gram-positive bacterium. The record is from RefSeq and is a predicted model, not a curated record.